Messenger RNA from Punica granatum (pomegranate), 1074 nucleotides. Lineage: Eukaryota; Viridiplantae; Streptophyta; Magnoliopsida; Myrtales; Lythraceae. The record is from RefSeq and is a predicted model, not a curated record.
UAGAUAGCUAUACAUUUUUCCAGAUCCGUGAAACUUGAAACUAAAAGUACGGGAAAAUCUUAAAAAUAAUACAACAAAAAUAAUAAAAUUAAUAUUCACCAGGAAAAAAUAAAAUAAAAUAAAAUAAAAACUGGAGAUUCAUGUGUUCUUUUGUAUUUCUCACUUGUCUCUUCAACUUUUGUGGACUUCCACAGCUUUCACAAUGGCAUCACUCGAGAACCUUCACCUCGUGUUUCCUCUGGUAGCCCAUUGCUUAUUCUGGGCUGCCGGAGCCGUACAUGCUCCUUCGAAUCCGAACACGAGCUUGCUCCUCCUCUUCAACUGCUCGCUCCGAAUUCCUGAGAGUUCGAGCCUCGCCCAAGAUUGCUCGCUCAUCCGAGCGGCCGAUGAAGAGGCUCAGUACUUGUGCUCGUAUAUGGGUGACAUUAAGAAGCCGGGGAUUUGGCCCAACUCGAGGAAGGCCCUCAACUGCUCGAAUUACCGAUCGGUGUACAUAAACUCUAUGGAUGAAUACAAACUCGCGACGAGGAUGUCCGUUCACAUACCGGACCAUGUCCCCAACCUGUGCGACCAAUGCAAGAAUCCCGGUGGGCACUGCGGGGUGGGACUGAAGUGCAUCUGCCACCCAAAAGAAUGCAAGGAACAGCUUAUAUCGAGGAGUGGACCAAGCAACAUUUUCGGUAAUAUGAUCUGCUCUGUCCUUACUUCCAUUGUUCUACUGAUGGGUUCCCACCUUAGCAGUUGAGCUCUGUACUCUUUAGCAGGCAAAUUACCAUUUACUUCUGGAAAAUUGCUAAAUCGCUUAAGGAACUCAUUUUUUCGCAGCCUGAAAAAGGUAUAAAACUUUUCGGGUCGCAAUCAUUUCGACCCGGCAGGCAGAGUGACCAGAUCAAACCCGGUACUUGAUCUCUUGCUUUGUGAAAAGGGUUGUGGCAUGCCUCAGGGAGAAUGUCAAAAUUUCGUAAGCCUAUCAUUGCUGGCUUCUCUUUCAACAGCUUUGCCUAACAAAGUUAAUUGUCAUUACAUGGAUGAAUCCAAGAAAAUAUGCAGACUAAAAAUAACCAUUAUGGAGAA